AUGGUGUCAACAAAUCGACAGCGUGCAGCCGAGAAGGCUUUGCACGACCAGACCAACAUCCUUCCUUUCGCUCAGCUUAUGGUUGUGUUUUCGGGACUGGCGACGUCGUUGCUAAUUACCAUGUCGGAUCAGAAUGGUAUUAGUGUGACGUUGCCCACCAUUGCACGCGAUCUAGGAGCCGAGGAUACUAUUUCUUGGGCUGGUACUUCCUCUUUGAUUGCCAAUACCAUGUUCACAGUAUUAUAUGGCCGACUAUCCGAUAUCUUUGGCCGCAAGUCUAUCUAUAUCGGUGCAUUGAUACUACUUUGCCUUGCAGAUCUAUGCUGCGGUCUAUCGGUGAACCCGGCCAUGUUCUACAUCUUCCGAGGUGUGGCAGGUGUUGCAGGUGGUGGUGUCACAUCUCUGACUAUGAUUAUCGUUUCUGAUAUUGUCACUCUUGAACAACGUGGAAAGUAUCAGGGCAUUCUAGGUGCUGCUCUUGGCACUGGAAAUGUGAUUGGACCGUUCAUUGCCGCCGCAUUCAUUAUGGAUUCUACGUGGCGUGGCUUUUUCUGGCUCAUUUCUCCAUUAGCUGCGUGUUCUGCUGUGGUUGGGUUUUUUCUCAUCCCGAAUAAUGCGAAGAAAGUCAAAUUCCGAGAAAACAUUAAGCGUAUCGAUUGGUGGGGUGUGCUCGCCUCUUCAGUUGGUAUUAUCUUCUUGUUGAUUCCUAUCUCUGGUGGUGGUUCUUACUUCCAGUGGGACUCUGCAAUGGUCAUCAGCAUGCUCGUUAUUGGAUCACUAUCUAUGAUUGCUUUCGUCUUCAUUGAGUGGAAAGUGGCUUCAUUGCCUAUGCUGCCAAUGGUAUUCUUCAAGAAUAAGGUUAUCUGUGCCCUCUUCCUGCAAAGCUUCUUGCUGGGAGCGGUUUACCAGGCCUACCUCUACUACUUGCCUCUUUAUUAUCAAAACGGACGUGGCUGGGAUCCCAUUGUCUCCGCAGCCUUGACAGCUCCAAUGGUUACUUGUCAGUCCAUUUCAUCUGUUUGCUCGGGACAGUAUAUCUCUCGACUGAAGAGAUACGGCGAGAUUAUCUGGAUCGGAUUCGGAACCUGGACCUUGGGCGCUGGUUUGAUGCUACUUUUUGGUCGCGACACUCACCCAGCUGUCAUCGCCGUCAUUGUCGGUAUCACGGGCAUCGGAAUUGGCUUCACAUUCCAACCAACUUUAGUCGCCUUACAAGCCCAUUGCACCAAAUCCCAACGCGCAGUGUCCAUCUCCAACCGCAAUUUCUUCCGGUGUAUGGGUGGUUCCGUUGGUCUUGCUGUUUCGGCAGCUCUGUUACAGGCAUCACUCCGCUCGAAUCUGCCUAGCCAGCUCUCCUACCUUGCAGAAUCUUCUUACUCGCUUCCUUCUGAGUCGAGUGUCAGCGCAGAGGAGUGGUCUCAAAUUUUGUCAUCGUACUCAGCUGCUUCCCACUCUGUUUUCAUUCUCCAGGUUCCCUUGAUCGGCGUCUGUUUCCUUGCAUGCGCUUUCGUCCGUGAUCGCGGUCUUGAGCGAGUCAAGGACCCCGAGGAGAUUGAGGAGGAGAAGCGGAAGGCAGAGCUGGCUUCUAGGGACGCCGAGGCAGCUAUUCAUGAGGUUGAUGAGUCUGAAAAUCACGAGGCCGAAGAUAAUGUUGAAAAGCGACACUCCAUUUCGUCGACGCUCGCGGACUCAUCUAUGCCGCCAUCUCGUGCAGAGCCGGAACUUUCCAACUUGGAAGAGAAGCAAAGCGCCGAGCAAAAAUAA
Messenger RNA from Penicillium verhagenii, 1764 nucleotides. Its product is annotated as putative MFS transporter. The transcript has 3 exons. Gene Ontology annotation, molecular function: transmembrane transporter activity. NCBI's taxonomy places the organism in Eukaryota, Fungi, Ascomycota, Eurotiomycetes, Eurotiales, Aspergillaceae. Gene Ontology annotation, biological process: transmembrane transport. The record is from RefSeq and is a predicted model, not a curated record. Bases 1 to 1764 code for a protein of 587 amino acids.